CUAAAGGACAUUGACGGGUCUCACCAAGGCUUCUUCGUCUUUCCAGAUCUGAGCAUUCGCGUAGAGGGAAGAUACCGACUCAAACUCUGUCUAUUUGAGACUAUUGGCACUCAGGUCCACCAUUGCAAGUCCAUUUACUCUUCCGUCUUCAUGGUCUACACUGCAAAGCGCUUUCCUGGAAUGGAAGAAUCGACGCAGCUCUCGCGGGCAUUCGCUGGGCAAGGUCUCAAGGUCCGUGUUCGCAAGAAUGCUAGGGGCAAG
This is a messenger RNA of Microstroma glucosiphilum, 261 nucleotides long. RefSeq lists its product as hypothetical. The annotation marks the transcript as partial. The record is from RefSeq and is a predicted model, not a curated record. NCBI's taxonomy places the organism in Eukaryota, Fungi, Basidiomycota, Exobasidiomycetes, Microstromatales, Microstromataceae. The transcript has a single exon.